Molecule: messenger RNA, 2406 nt
Organism: Carica papaya (papaya)
Lineage: Eukaryota; Viridiplantae; Streptophyta; Magnoliopsida; Brassicales; Caricaceae
Source: RefSeq, a predicted model, not a curated record
AUGGCUAACAGAGGAGGUCGUCCACAUGUUGCUAAAUCUCAUGAUGGACUUUCGGUAUGUUAUAAUAGAAAUUUAAGCAUUCCCUUCAGCAUUUUUAGCUCUCAAGAUCCUUCUCCAAUUACCCCAAAUGCCUUGGCUUCAUCUCUUCCAUUUUUCGUCUUGCAAUUGUUCCUUGCCAAUGUUGUUUAUCGUCUCCUCUUCUAUGCCACCAAGUUUCUCCAACUUCCUCAUUUUGUCGCCCAGAUUCUUUGCGGUGUGUUAUUGGGUCCGUCCACGUUUGGGCAAUCUCCUUUCUUCGAGAAUUAUGUAUUCCCAUAUCGAUAUACAAUGGUGCUGGAGACAUUUGCAAAUCUGGCUCUGGUCUACUACAUGUUUUUGUUAGGUUUAGAGAUUGACCUGUCUCUGAUCAGACGGUCUGGGACUAAAGCUCUGAGUAUUUCAAUGGCUGGAAUUUUUACCACCUUUGUUGCUGCCAUUAUCUUUUACAGCCUAGCUAUAAAGCCUAAUGAAGGUCCCCUUUUUUCCAAAGAAAGUGUUAAAGGUGUAUUCUGGGCUGCAGCUCUUGGUUCCACAAGCUUCUCCGAUCUGGUCCGAAUACUUUCUGAUCUCAAGCUCCUACGAACGGAGACCGGCAAGACAGCCAUGUGCGCAGCCCUUAUCACUGAUUUAUUCACAUGGCUUCACGUCAUAAUUGUCAUUUCAGUCUUCACCAAAGACGGCCACUACAAACUUCUUGCGGUGACUGCCACCUUUGCUUUCAUCUUGGUCUCGUGGUUUCUGGGUCGUCCAGCUCUGUCUUGGGCAAUUUCUAAAACAACCGAAGAAAGAAAUGAAUUGAGUGAAACUCAUAUAUGGUUUGCUUUUGUUGGAGUUGUACUGUUUGGACUUAUAACUGACGCAUGUGGUGCUCAUUCCAUUGUGGGUGCCUUUGUUUUUGGAGUCAUCAUGCCGGAGGGUCAUGCAAUCAGAAAUAUGGUUGUGGAGAAACUUGGUGAUUUCAUCUCUGCAAUUUUGAUGCCUCUUUUCUACAUCACCAGUGGCAUACCAUGGAAAGAUGGUUUGGCUCUGGGCAUCCUCAUGAACACAAAAGGCAUCUUGUCCCUCAUCGUCAUCAAUGCUGGCCGUGACAUGAAUGUUUUGGACAACAGAACGUUCCCAAUCAUGGUGAUGGCGCUGUUGGUAAUGUCAUGCUUAACGAAACCAAUCCUAUCUUUUAGUUAUAAGGUGAAAAAGGUGAUGGUACAAAACAAGAACAGAAGCAUUGAGAAAAUAAUGAAGCAAGAAACAGAGUUUCGAAUUCUAGCUUGCAUCCACAACUUGCACAAUGUUUCAGGGAUUACCGGUCUGCUCGAAGCUUCCAGUCCCACUCCACAAUCUCCACUUAGCAUCUAUGCCAUCCAUCUCGUUGAGCUCACAGCUCAAACUGCAGCUUCUUUGCUCAUCAUGAACAACGAGUACAAGCAUAGGUGGGACUCAGAUGAUGCUGAGGCCAACCACAUUGCCAAUGCUUUUCGAUUUCUCAAGAAGAAAGAUGAAAAAAUCACAGCUCAAACCAUCACUAUUGUUUCUCCUUUUGCCACCAUGCACAAGGAUAUCUGUAGCUUAGCAGAAGAAAAGCGUGUUACUGUCAUCAUCCUACCAUUUCACAGGCAAUUAAAUGAUACCAGCAGCUUGGGAGAGGAGAACCAAAACCAACACUUGGAGAAUAUCAAUCAGAACGUGUUGAAAUAUGCUCCUUGCUCUGUUGGCAUACUGGUGGAUAGAGGAUUGAUGGGGGGUAUAACACGAAAAGAGUUGCAACAGAGUAUGAGCAGUCUUAGCCGUGGAAAUAAUGUUAUCAUGAAGAAACAAGUAAUCAUGUUCUUCCUAGGAGGUCCAGAUGAUCGAGAGGCUUUAAGUUAUGCAUGGAGGAUGGCAGGAAGUCCAAAUGUGAACCUAACAGUUGUCAAAUUUGAGAUGGGUGAUCCAAGAUUAGCAGCAGGAGAAGACACAUGGGAGAGUGAGAAACAAAAAGACGAUGACUUCUUGUAUGACUUCACCUUCAAAACCAUGAAUCAACUGUCCAUAACUUACAAGGAGCAAGUUGUGACUGACGGACCAGAGAUGAUACAAGUUAUAAAACAAGUAGAAGAUCACUAUGAUUUGUGCAUAACUGGAAGAGGGGAAAGAAUCAAGUCACCGCUGUUAAAAGGUUUGUCGGAUUGGGACACAUGCCCAGAAUUGGGAAUAAUAGGAGACGUCUUGGUUUCCUCAAACUUCUCGUUGCGAGCAUCUGUUCUAGUGCUGCAGCAGCACUUGGUAUGUCAUCUGGCCAAGAAGCUGGCUGCUGCUGCCCCUACUGCCAUAGAGAUUGGAGAUAAUCCAGUUGAUGACAAUAAGCCAUUCAUGAGUGCUCGAGAAGGGUAA